Monopterus albus (swamp eel) is the source of this 7404-nucleotide messenger RNA. RefSeq names its product nuclear receptor corepressor 1 (gene ncor1). The record is from RefSeq and is a predicted model, not a curated record. Gene Ontology annotation, biological process: negative regulation of transcription by RNA polymerase II. Gene Ontology annotation, molecular function: nuclear thyroid hormone receptor binding; transcription corepressor activity. The transcript has 46 exons. Gene Ontology annotation, cellular component: chromatin. Lineage: Eukaryota; Metazoa; Chordata; Actinopteri; Synbranchiformes; Synbranchidae.
UGCGGCGCAGCCUUUAGUCUAAGUCGUGUACAGUCUUUAACCCGCGGAUUUACAGGCAUCAAUUGACAUAUAUUUCUGCCAGGGGUAUUUUUUUCCCCACUGGUAUAUUUUCUAAACAUGAGGUGGUUUGUGUCCCCAAAGAUGGUCUAACUAAAGUCUCUGAUCUGUGAAGCAGCAGCUGCCCGCUAGCACUGAGCCAGGAUGUCUAGUAGCUCAGGCUACCCCCCCAGCCAGGGGAGCUUCAGCAGCGAGCAGAGCCGAUACCCACCACAUUCUGUCCAGUACACCUUCACAGGCACACGCCACCAACAGGAUUACACCGUCGCAGACUAUCGGACUCACAUGCAGGAUCCCCAGGGUCGGAGAAGACCAUCUUUAUUGUCUGAAUUCCACCCCGGAACUGAAAGGCCUCCAGAGAGACGGCAUGGUUAUGAACAGCAGUUUCACACCAUCACAUCCCAGCCUGAGCAUGAAGCCUUGGAGGCUAAACGUCCUCGCAUGGAGACUGUUGCCGAGGCCCACAUCACCCGCACCCCUCCCACUGCUGGGGGUAUUGUCUUGCCCAUGCCCCAUACAGUACAGGACAACUUAAGAGCCACUGUAGAGGUCAAAAAGGAGUCUCAGUUCACUGUCAAAAUGGAGUCCCCAUCCCCAGGAGGACCUACACUAAAUAUGGGGGAAGAGCAGGACACUUCUCCCUCUAAACUGUCCAAGGAGGAGCUGAUCCAGAGUAUGGACCGUGUGGACAGAGAGAUUGCUAAAGUGGAGCAACAGAUUUUCAAGCUGAAGAAAAAGCAGCAACAACUGGAGGAGGAAGCAGCAAAGCCAGUGGAGCCAGAAAAGCCAGUGACCCCACCCCCUGUGGAGCACAAGCACCGCAGCAUAGUCCAGAUCAUUUACGAUGAGAACAGGAAAAAGGCAGAAGAAGCCCAUAAAAUAUUGGAAGGUCUUGGUCCCAAAGUUGAACUGCCUUUAUACAAUCAGCCAUCAGACACAAAGGUGUAUCAUGACAACAUCAAGACCAACCAAGUCAUGAGGAAGAAGCUGAUUUUGUUUUUUAAGAGGAGAAACCACGCUCGUAAACAAAGGGAACAGAAGAUCUGCCAGCGCUAUGACCAGCUGAUGGAAGCGUGGGAGAAAAAGGUGGAGCGAAUGGAAAACAACCCUAGACGCAAAGCCAAGGAGAGCAGGACACGGGAGUACUAUGAAAGGCAAUUCCCUGAGAUCCGCAAGCAGAGAGAGCAGCAGGAGCGCUUCCAGAGGGUUGGACAAAGAGGAACAGGCCUCUCUGCAACAAUUGCAAGAAGCGAGCACGAGAUUUCUGAAAUCAUAGAUGGUCUUUCUGAGCAGGAGAACAAUGAGAAACAGAUGAGACAGCUGUCAGUCAUUCCCCCCAUGAUGUACGACUCUGAGCAGAGGCGAGUGAAAUUUAUCAACAUGAAUGGGCUGAUGGAUGACCCAAUGAAGGUGUACAAAGCCCGGCAGUUCAUGAAUGUUUGGACCGAACACGAAAAGGAGAUCUUUAAGGAGAAGUUUAUCCAACACCCAAAGAACUUUGGUCUGAUUGCAUCUUACCUAGAGAGAAAGUGUGUUGCUGACUGUGUGCUAUACUACUACUUAACCAAGAAGAACCACAACUAUAAGACACUGGUGAGGAGAAACCUUGGAAGACGGAGAGGGAGGAAUCAGCAAAUAACACGUCCCUCACAAGAAGACAAGUCAGAAGACAAAAAUGAAGAGGACAAAUCUGACAAGUCUGAGAAAAAAGAGGAUGAGGAAAAGAAGGAUGAGGAAGAGAAAGAUGAAAAGGAGGAUUCUAGGGACAUUGUCAAGGACAAAGACAAGUGUGACGGUGGGGAGGACGAGGACGUAAAGGAGCAAAAUACGCCACGUGGCAGGAAGACUGCCAACAGCCAGGGCCGCCGAAAGGGAAGGAUCACCACACGCUCCAUGGCAAAUGAGGCCGCAUCUGUAGCAGCUGAGGAAGCACCUCCUCCUGCCCCUGAGCCUGCCUUGCCAGAUCCUCCACAGCUCCCUAAACCUGAUCCAGCACAGAAGGCCAUGAAGGAGCCUGUAAAAGCGCAGACGCCAGUAGCUAACAUUGAUGCUAAUAAAGCGGGUGCUGGUGAAGCUGGAGAAACUUCUCGCUGGACCGAGGAGGAGAUGGAGGUCGCCAAAAAAGGGCUAGCUGAGCAUGGGCGCAACUGGACAGCCAUUGCCAAAAUGGUGGGCACCAAAAGCGAGGCGCAGUGCAAGAAUUUCUAUUUCAAUUACAAGAGACGUCACAACCUGGACAACCUGCUCCAGCAGCAUAAGCAGGAUACACGGCGGGCUCGCGCUGAUAGGUCUCAAGGUGAAGGUCUAGCCACAGCAUCACCAGAUGAUGAUGAGGACAACGGAGAUGACAGUGAAGGUGGUGACAACAGCUCUGAUACAGAAAGUGCCCCCUCCCCCUCUCAGGCUGAUUCCUCAAAGUCUUGUGACUCCAAGAGGGCAGACAGUGCUGCAGGAGAUGCUUUGUGCACUGACCAGGACAAAUAUCAGGACAGCAAUGGAAAGGCCCCAGAGCCCUCAUAUGUGGAUCUCUGUAUCAAGGAAGAGAAAAGCCCAGAGAGUGAGGCUGGAUCUCAGGAGGAAAAGGCCAGGGUGGCCUCUUAUGCAGGCUCACUGCAUCCCAAAACGGAACCUCAGGAUGUGGAUAUGAAGACUGGAGAUGUUCAGGUCAAGAUGGAGCCUGAGAUCAAGGAGAAAGGAGAAAAGGGAGAUCAUGGUGAGAGACAGAAGGAUCUCAAUUCAGAUAAUGACUCCAGUGCCACCUGCAGUGCUGAUGAGGAUGUGGAAGCAGAGCCUGACAGACAGAGAAUAUUCUCCAUGGAAAAGCCUUCAUUGCUCAGCCCUCCAGGCUCGGUGCUUGUGUCCUCACCCAAGCAAACCCAAUUCAACAUCCAGCAGAUGCAACAGCGGGCAGCUGCUAUCCCACCCAUGGUGCCUGGUCCUUAUGGCCCUGGUGGUGUGCCCAUCAGUGGUUUUGCCAUGUUGCAACACCAGAUCAAAGCUGUGCAUGAGUCUGCACACCAGGAGGAGAAGCAGAGGCAGGAUCAGGGAGAGCUGGAACGCAGACCCCCUUUCAGCACACGGAGCCCCUCCGUACUUGACAGAGAUGGUCAGCUCUUAUCCUACAUGCCUUAUGACAUGAAGCUGGCUCUGGACCAGGAGGCCCACUCUGGCCGGCCAGGCUCUCCCUACAGACUCUCUCCCAGAGAGCUGAGCAAGGCCUCACCCCAGCCUGACCCCAACGCCCCCAAUGCUUCCCGCUACAGUGUGCCGCCAGUCCUCCACCCAGUCCCCAACCAGAUGAGCCAGGGCAUGCCAGAUGGAGUGCGCGUGCCAUUCAGCAGAUCCAGUCGACCUCCAAACAUUCCCUCUCCUCCUCCACUCAUUCCAACCACCAAGCCGGCGGACAAGCCAUCCUUCAUCCAAGGAGGCUCCAUCUCCCAGGGAACUCCUGGCACAUACCUCCCAUCCCAUGUAGUCUACGGACCAGAGGGGACUAAGAGCACUGUGGGCUCCAUCUCGCUGGGUCUGCCUCGACAGCAGGAUCCCAACAAGCCCGUUCCAUCCAUACAGGAUGGCAGAGGCAACCCAGCAAAAGUGGGCGAGAGCUUGGCUUUUAGAGGAUCGAUCACUCAGGGCACACCAGCCCUGCCCCAGACCAGCAUUGCCGCUGACCUCCUGAAGGGCACAAUCACAAAGCUGGCCACAGCGGACCCGAGCAGCCCAGAGAAGGCCAGAGGAGAACAGCUGACUAAAGGUCAUGUCAUCUAUGAAGGCAAGAUCGGUAACAUACUCUGCUUUGAUGCUAUCAAGAACCCCAGGGAAAACACCCGCAGCCCCAGAACAGGCCAUGACAUGAAACGCACUUACGACAUGAUGGAGGGACCCAUGGGCAGGGGACACCCUGUCAGGGAAGGUGCUCCAUUUGAAGGGUUAAUUAGCAGAGCUUUGCCCAGAGAAGGUCUCCAUGGAGAUUCCAAGGAAAGACCAGUGAUCACUGGAUCAAUCAUGCAAGGAACACCGAGAACCACUGCAGAAACCUAUGAAGAUACCAUGAAAUAUGGAAAACAGAUAAAGCGAGAGAGCCCACCAAUUCACUCCUUUGAAGGUGGUAUUGGCAAAGGCAAGCCCUAUGAGGGAGUCAAUACCAUCAAAGAGAUGGGGCGCUCCAUUCAUGAAAUUCCCCGGCAAGACCAGGCUGGCCAGGCCAUCUGCAAGACCCCUGACUUGUCAGACAGGAGAGUUAUGGAGGGUUCCAUAUCUCAGAUUCACUGCCUUAACCAGCCAACUAUCAAGCACAAUGUAAAAUCCCUUAUCACCAGUCCCACUAAGCUUUCCCACAGUAUGCCCCAGCUGGAGGCCAUGGAACGAGCCAAAUACGAGGAGAGCAAAGCGGUACGCCACACAUCUGUGGUCAACUCCACCACCUCCGUCCUGCGCUCAACACACCAGGAGGCUGGCAAAUCUCAGCUUAGCCCGGGCAUGUAUGAGGAUGCCAAUGCUCACAGGACCCCUGUCAACUACAGCACCAAUCCUGUUUCCAGAGGAUCGCCCAUGCUAGGACGUGCUUCAGAGGGUGGCAUGAGCUCUGCAAAAUCUGUGGCACAUGAAAGAAAGAGUGCCAUGACUCCCACACAGAGGGACAGUGUCCCAGCCAAGUCUCCUGUAUCAGUUAGUGAUCCUGUAGCCUCUCAUAGCCCCUUCGACCCCCACCACCGGUCCGUUGUUCCUGGGGAAGUGUAUCGAUCCCACCUGCCUCCACAUCUCGAUCCCGCCCUGGCCUUUCACAGAGUACUGGAUCCUGCGUUCAUGUUCCCUAGGCAGCCGUCCCCAAACAGCUACCACAACACGUACCAGCUGUACACCAUGGAGAACACACGACAGACCAUCCUCAACGAUUAUAUCACUUCUCAGCAUAUGCAAGCCAUCCCUCGGCCUGACAUGGCCCGAGGGUUGUCACCACGGGAACAGUCCGUUGCUAUCCCUUACACGGCCGGAGCUCGAGGGAUUAUUGAUCUAGCCCAGAUGCCUCCAACUAUCCUGUUGCCUCACCCUGGGGGAACAGGUACUCCCACUUUGGAACGCAUCGCCUACCUCCCUGGAGCUCAGCCCCCUUUCCCUCCUAGGGCUUUCAACCCAACCUCCAUAUCACCAGGCCACCAAGCCCACCUUGUUGCUGCUGCCAGUGCAGAGAGGGAACGGGAGAGGGAGCAUGACAGGGAGCAGCAGGAGAAAGAAAGAGAAAGGGAACAGCGGGAAAGAGAGAGGGAGCGGGAAAUGCGAGAACGAACCAAUGAAUACAUUCGUGGAGGUGGGCCAGAGCAGCCAGGCCGGCCAGGAAGUCGAGGUUAUCUGCACUCGCCUUCUCCCUCACUCAGGACGCAGGAUGUAACAGUAGACUCCAGAUUGUCAGACUAACAAACCAUGUCUUACAACUGAACCCCAUGAGAAAUAUAAUUAAUGCCAUCUGUUGCUUUUCUCAUCAGGCCCCAUUCAGCAGCAGCGGCACAGGGUAGCUCUCGCUACAGCACUGCAGCUGAUGCCCUGGCUGCGCUGGUGGACGCUGCAGCCUCUGCCCCGCAGAUGGACGUGACGAAGGUGAAGGAGAGCAAACAUGAACGGGACGAUGACAUGUCUUCGUCAGCUGCACCUCGGCGAGCAGCCAGCCUCUCCGAACAGCAGCAACAGGAGGCAGAAAGACGAUCCAUGCAGUCACCAUAUGAUGCUAUGUCUCUGCCAGUAGGUAAGCCCCAUCCAGCUUACUCUGAGGGCCCUGGCAUCGGGGUUAAGGAUAAGGGCCCUCAAACCUCAAAGUCCCGUAUCGAAGAGGAGCUUCGGACUCGUGGAAAGACGACUAUCACAGCCGCUAACUUCAUUGAUGUCAUCAUCACACGGCACAUAGCCUCUGACAAAGACUCACGAGAGCGAGGCUCUCAGAGCUCUGACUCCUCUAGCAGCUUGACAUCUAGUCGAUAUGACAAUACUGGUGGAGGGGCCAUUGAGGUUAUCAGUCCUGACAGUUCCCCAGUCCAGCCACAACAGGACAAACCAGAAGAUGGGCAACAACAGGCAGCAGCUGGCAUGCGGGCUUACGACGUGAGUUGUUACCGUCCAUCAGGCGAGCCAACACAGCCCAGUUCCCAGCAGCCCGCCUCCUCGCAUGCAGACAGCUACUCGCAGGUCCCCAAGACUCACCGGGUCAUGACUUUGGCAGACCACAUUUCGCGUAUUAUAACCCAGGACUUUGCCCAGAAUCAAGACCCUCCUGCAGUUUCCUCAUCUUCAUCCACAUUCCAGAGCAUGGUGCCACCCUUGUCCCCUUCAGGUCGAGCCAAGGUGCCCAGCCGCUACAGUCCUGAAAACCAGGUUCAGGCCUCACACCACCAGAGACCUUCCAAUAGAAUUUCACCAGAGAAUGCCCCUGACAAGCCCAGGGCCAGGCCUGGUAAGUCUCCAGAGCGAGGAGGCCGCCCAAUAGAGAACUAUGAGCCCAUCUCUCCACCUCAGAGCUACCAAGGCAUGGACAAACAGGAUGCUGGUGGGCCUCCACUUCAGAGGCGAGAGGCUGACAACUCUGAGCUCAGGAGUGAUUCAAGGUCCCCAGGGAGUCUCAGCUAUCUGCCUUCCUUCUUCACCAAACUGGAGAACACCUCGCCAAUGGUGAAAUCGAAGAAGCAGGAGAUCUUCCGUAAGUUGAACUCCACCUCUGGUGUUGGUGAUUCUGAUGUUGGAAGUGCACAACCAGGCACAGAGAUUUUCAACUUGCCUGCUGUUACCACCUCCAGCAGCAUCAACCCCAGGAAUCACUCCUUUGGUGACCCAGCCGGCAACCUGGGCCUGGAGGACAUCAUCCGCAAGGCCUUGAUGGGCAACUUGGAGGAAAGACAGGAGGAGCAACAGGGAGCUCAGUGCGCAAUUAACACUGCACCCAGCACAGGUGGUGACACCCACCAGGAGGCCAACCCAUCACCCAGUAUGGGGAAACAGAAGCAGGGCAAAGCGAACAGCCGGAAAUCCAAGUCACCUAACCUGGGUCAGGCCUAUGCUGGAGAACGUCCUUCUUCGGUGUCCUCUGUCCACUCUGAGGGAGAUUAUCACAGACAAGCACAGGCCCAACCCCAGUGGAACUGGGAUGACCGACCCUCAUCCACAGGAUCCAUGCAGUUCCCUUAUAAUCCGCUGACCAUGCGCAUAUUAAGCAACACACCACCCACCUCCAUAGCCUCCCCCUCAAUUCAGAGCCAGCAGCAGCAGCAGCAGCAGCAGCCGCCACCCCCCGCUGGGGCCCCCCUGGUAUGGCAGUCUCUGCUGUCAGAGCAAUAUGAGACCCUGUCUGACAGUGAUGACUGA